AUCACUUGCUACCUCAAGGCGACAAAGAACAUGACUUUGACCACCAAGCGCGGGCUCAGCGUCCACAUCUCUCUCUUCAUCGCGCCAGAGAACGUGUCCAGAUUCUUCGAAGCGUUCAAACCCGUAUACGAGAAAACACUGGCCGAGCCGGAGUGUCUGUUCAUCGAGGCCUACCUGGCAAGCGAUGACCCCGGGCAUAUCCGCCUCGUCGAGAACUGGGAUGCUUCAGUAGAGUUUCUCAAGGCAAGAUCUGGUAGGGAAGAGUUCAAGGACUAUUUUGCAUUUAUAGAGACGCUUUUUGUGAAGCCGCGCCGUAUUGAGGUGUUUAACCGCUUGGACGGCUUCUAUGCUGCACGAGAGUAGGAGAAGCGAACCAUUGAAGUGUCAACACGAAAUAGCACUGGUCCCUUGGAGAGACAUUACUGUCUAUAACGGUCUCAAGUGCGGUUAAGGCUUUUUUACUUUAUCGCUAC
Molecule: messenger RNA, 473 nt
Organism: Purpureocillium takamizusanense
Lineage: Eukaryota; Fungi; Ascomycota; Sordariomycetes; Hypocreales; Ophiocordycipitaceae
Exons: 3
Coding region: 31-363 (110 amino acids)
Source: RefSeq, a predicted model, not a curated record